Molecule: messenger RNA, 3152 nt
Organism: Abrus precatorius (Indian licorice)
Lineage: Eukaryota; Viridiplantae; Streptophyta; Magnoliopsida; Fabales; Fabaceae
Product: probable mitochondrial saccharopine dehydrogenase-like oxidoreductase At5g39410
Exons: 2
Coding region: 66-1403 (445 amino acids)
Biological process (GO): glycolipid biosynthetic process
Cellular component (GO): mitochondrion; lipid droplet; plasma membrane
Source: RefSeq, a predicted model, not a curated record
UAAACUAAGAAUAAGAGUGUUUAGAAGCAGAGAGUUGAGUUAGGGUGAAGUGGAAGUGAGAAAGAAUGGCAGUGUCAGGAGCAACGAAGCAAACCUUCGACGUCGUAAUCCUAGGAGCAUCAGGUUUCACAGGCAAACACGUCCUUCAAGAAACCCUCAAAUUCCUCAACACAUUCAACUCCGUAGCUAUAGCGGGCCGAGACCCAUCAAAGCUGGCCCAAACCCUCCAAUGGGCCACCCGGCCCAACCCACCACCUCCGAUUCCAAUAAUCGCCGCCGAUACCGCCGACCCAUCGUCGCUCCGCGCCCUCUGCGGCCAGACGCGCCUCCUCCUCAACUGCGUCGGCCCAUUCCGCCGCCACGGCGAGCCCGUCGUCUCCGCCUGCGUGGAAGCGGGAUGCGACUACUUGGACAUAACUGGGGAAGCGGAGUUCAUGGGGCGCGUGGAGCGCACGUACCACGAGAGGGCGUUAAAGAAGGGUUCUUUGGUGGUGUCGGCAUGUGGGUUCGAUUCGGUUCCUGCUGAAUUAGGGUUUUUGUUCCAUUCGAGGGAAUGGGUUGAAGGGUAUGUUCCAAAUCGUGUAGAAGGUUACCUGAGUGUGGAAUCGGAGAAGAGGGUGGUGGGUAAUUUUGGAACCUUUGAAUCUGCGGUUCUGGCUGUUGCCGAUUUGAAGCAGAUGGAAGGGCUCAGAGCCACCAGAGUGAGACCUGUGAUUCCCGGGCCACCACCUAAAGGAGAAAUUAUACAACACCAGAAGAAAAUUGGACUUUGGGGAGUGACACUACCUUCAGCUGAUGCAACUCUUGUUGGAAAAACACUUUCAAUUCUAACAGAAAACCCCGAUGGUCUCACCGGGUUGAAUGAGAGUGCUGAGGUGGUUGAGAAAAGGAAAGCCUUUUGGUCAUCUGUGAAGCCAGCUCAUUUUGGUGUCAAGGUAGGCUCAAAAUCUGUGUUGCUCAUGUUUGGAUAUAUUAUGAUCGGUAUAAUCAUUGGCCUUUUAGGACGUAUCAGUUUUGGAAGAUGGCUUCUUUUGAAGUACCCUUCAAUCUUUAGCUUAGGUGUGUUUAGUAAGAAUGGCCCUUCCGAAGAGGAGAUUGCAAGUGCUUCAUUCAAGAUGUGGUUUGUUGGACAUGGUUUCAGGAAUGAGAGACUUGCUGCACAGGGAAACACAAAACCUGACAUGGAAAUUAUAACUCGGGUAAUGGGACCCGAAAUGGGUUAUGUUACCACCCCAAUAAUUCUGGUUCAGUGUGCUCUUAUUCUUCACACCCAACGAAACAACCUACCAAAAGGAGGAGUUUACCCUCCAGGGAUAAUAUUUGGUCCAACUGAUCUCCAAGAAAGACUCCAACAAAAUGGAAUGUCUUUUGAUGUCAUCUCAAAAAGCACUCUUUCUUCUUGACUGAAAGAGAAGAAAAAAUGACUGGUCAGAAUAUUGACUUGUUUGUGGUAAUAAUAAAGUAGGGAGAGAAACUUUUUGGCCGGCCUUCUUUCUCUACAUUUUGUAAGGAUACUACAGUUAUAUUAACUUUUUGACUUUAACAUUUGUUCAGGUGGAUUUAAUGUUAAUUUUUUAGACAUCAUAAUGACUGACUUUAUUUCAUGUGAAGAUCAUAACUUGAAAGUCUGUCUACGAGUGGCAGAAUGGAGCUAAUUGAUGCUUAAUUUACUUGGAAAUGAGCUUAUAUAAAGUCUUAAACUGAUUUUGGUUUGAAUGUUGCUAGUUUAAUGCAUGUUAUUGUUGGCAUGCAGUAAUAACUUGACAUAGAUGGCACAAGGCUAGUCUACUGUCUUGUAUUGAUGCCAAAGUAACACGUUUAUUCUUUAAAAGUGCCAUCAACCGGAUAGAUGUUUUCACCUUACAAAAAUCCUGGAGCUGUUAUUGUGAAGAUAUUGAUUUACUUAUUAAUGAAAUGUUGAGUCUGAUGAAUCACACACCGUGCCCGCAGUGAUUCAAGUCCACGUUUUUUGAAAUGGGUAAUUGAGAGAAAAUGCCGUAGUAUACAACUUCACAACAUUUAGAAAAACAGUAAAGGAAGCUUGUUUGCGAUAACUGUUCUAAAUGCAGUACGAUGGGUCCAGUACUACAUACAGUUCUGAAGCAACUCGUGUCAUGUUGAUGAAUUCCUAAGUGCUUUAUAAAUUGAUUCCUUGAUUGGUCAUGGAUGUCUGACAUAAUUAAUAUCAGAAAAAGAAGCCUAACUGCUUCUGACAAGCCAGAAGCAGCAUCCCCAGAGUGGAUACUUUACCGUCCUUUGCACUGCAGCAGCAAAAAACAUCGUCAAUCAAAAUACCUCCGAUUUGCAAUAAAUUUGAUUGGCUCACGGAGGCCAAAGUAAAUGCAGAUUUGUAGCGGGCUAGUGUUGGGAAUAGCUUUAAAAAAGGUCCUUUAGGCCUAUAUCCGUAAAGAAUUUUAUCGCAGUGGUCAAUCGGAUGACUUCUUUACAAUAACCGUUCCAAAUAUCUUUACAGCAUUAAACUUCUAACGAUAGCCUUAAAUUUUUCAAAAAACAAUGAAUAAGAUUGUAUUAAGGUUCAACACCUAACUUUAUGCGCAUGGCACAAAUUCAUUUCAUUCGACAAGUUAGGAAACUGAAUUUUCCUAAUCAAUCAACAUUUCUCCAUUCGUAGUCUGAAUGGUUGCUUUGGUAUUCUGUAGCCUUAGUCCUUCGCCGUGUUUCUUCAUUUCCUGAGACCUGACAAACUCCUCAAUUCUUGCUUUUAGCUCAUCAUUGGGAAUCAGCAUAUCCACAGUGAGAUAAGAACGGUUGAAUGGGUCAGACUGCACAAACAACCAAAUAGAAAAAAGCAUAAAUAAAGGAAACUCUUCUCUAUAUGAACAUAAUGUAAAUGAGGAACAAACGAUCAAAGGUGUACAUUAUCACUAAGAAGAUGCCUUUGAAUGACGGGACGAUCAACCGUGAUCCUUGAAGAAGGCAAGAUAACUGGAUCCUUCAUCAAAGUGUACUGUACACAAGAAAGGGGGUCAUGUAUGGUAAUUCACAACAGCUUAUAAACAUCAUUUUUUAGAGCUUUUGGAACAAAAAGAAAGCAAUAUUUCCCUAAAAAUAAUGACAAGCAAACACGCACCUGGUCGUGAAUAAAAUUUUAAUUUUUCAUAUCAAUUAUUAAAUAUGGGUCAUACCCAUCC